AUGGAGAGCCAAAGAAGAACUAGCCGCGACAUUGAGACAAAGCUAGAGUUCACGCGAUACGAACUAGAUGGAAGACUUGGAGAACUCUCUACCCAAAUAGAGAGAGUAGAGUCAAGAUGCUUGGACAUGGAGGAAGAUUUGAAGAAGCAAGGCGAGGCCAUUGAAGACAAUAGGAGAGCGAUACACUUUACCAAAGUUUCCACCAAGGAGAUGGACAAUCACUUAGAUGAGAAGAUCACAAGUCUUGAUAACAACCUCGAUGGCACCACCAAGAGUCUCAAUUCAAUAACAGCAGUAGCUCAUCAAGCUAAGAGGGAGGUGGCCGAAGUAACCUAA
This is a messenger RNA of Microthlaspi erraticum, 336 nucleotides long. The record is from the annotation of a GenBank genome assembly. Lineage: Eukaryota; Viridiplantae; Streptophyta; Magnoliopsida; Brassicales; Brassicaceae.